GGCCCCGCCACCGCUGACAGGCCACCAUGGGGGACUCGGGCAGCACGGGGGGCGCCGGGGGGGGUUUCGGGGUCGGGCUUCUGGAGCUGCGGGCGCUGAUGGAGCUUCGCGGCGCCGAGGCCUUGAUGAGGGUCCGAGAGGACUUCGGGGACGUCCAGGGGCUCUGCCGCCGCCUGCGCACCUCCCCCACCGAAGGGCUGUCGGAGGGUCCGUCGGAGCUGGAGCGGCGCCGCCGGGAGUUCGGCAAGAACUGGAUCCCCCCGAAGCGCCCCAAGAGCUUCCUGGCGCUGGUGUGGGAGGCCCUGCAGGACGUGACCCUCGUCAUCCUCGAGGCCGCCGCCCUCGUGUCCCUGGGACUGUCCUUCUAUGCCCCCCCCGGCGCCCACGAUGAAGCGUGCGGCCACGCGUCGGGCGGGGCGGAGGACGAGGGCGAGGCGGAGGCCGGGUGGAUCGAGGGCGCUGCCAUCCUGCUCUCGGUGGCCUGCGUGGUGCUGGUCACGGCCUCCAACGACUGGAGCAAGGAGAGGCAAUUCCGGGGGCUCCAGAGCCGCCUGGAGCAGGAGCAGCGCGUGGCCGUGCUCAGGAAGGGACGCCUGGCACAGCUGCCCACGGCAGAGCUGGUGGUGGGGGACAUCGUGCAGGUCAAGUAUGGUGACCUCCUGCCCGCCGACGGGGUCCUGAUCCAGGGCAACGACCUGAAGGUGGACGAGAGCGCCCUGACCGGGGAGUCCGACCACGUGCGAAAGGGCCCCGACCGGGACCCGCUGCUGCUCUCGGGCACCCACGUGAUGGAGGGCUCGGGCAGGAUGGUGGUGACGGCCGUGGGCGCCAACUCGCAGAGCGGCAUCAUCUUCACCCUGCUGGGGGCCGGGGGGGACGAGGACGAGGGGGACAAAAGGGACAGGAGAG
This is a messenger RNA of Neopelma chrysocephalum (saffron-crested tyrant-manakin), 909 nucleotides long. Its product is annotated as plasma membrane calcium-transporting ATPase 3-like. Gene Ontology annotation, biological process: regulation of cytosolic calcium ion concentration. NCBI's taxonomy places the organism in Eukaryota, Metazoa, Chordata, Aves, Passeriformes, Pipridae. The transcript has 6 exons. Gene Ontology annotation, molecular function: P-type calcium transporter activity; ATP hydrolysis activity; ATP binding. The record is from RefSeq and is a predicted model, not a curated record. Gene Ontology annotation, cellular component: membrane; intracellular membrane-bounded organelle. The annotation marks the transcript as partial.